ACAUCUGCAGAGCUAUUGAGCUGCUGGAAAAAUUACAGAGAAGUGGAGAAGUGCCACCACAAAAGCUACAGGCUUUGCAAAGGGUCCUUCAAAGUGAAUUCUGUAAUGCUGUAAGGGAGGUGUAUGAACACGUAUACGAAACCGUGGAUAUCAGCAGUAGCCCAGAAGUUAGAGCUAAUGCAACAGCAAAGGCCACUGUAGCUGCAUUUGCUGCUAGUGAGGGUCAUUCCCAUCCCAGAGUGGUUGAACUACCCAAAACCGAAGAAGGCCUUGGAUUCAACAUUAUGGGAGGCAAAGAACAAAAUUCUCCAAUCUACAUCUCUCGAAUUAUCCCUGGCGGUAUAGCUGAUAGGCAUGGAGGCCUGAAACGUGGAGACCAGCUGCUCUCUGUAAACGGAGUGAGUGUCGAAGGUGAACACCAUGAAAAAGCAGUAGAACUGCUGAAGGCAGCUCAAGGAAAGGUUAAAUUAGUUGUGCGAUACACACCAAAGGUCCUGGAAGAAAUGGAGUCGAGAUUCGAAAAAAUGAGAUCGGCAAAACGCAGGCAGCAAAAUUAACAUUGUAUGCAAUAACUUAAAGAGAAAAUAUAUUCCAUUUACAUUUUAUA
Cariama cristata (Red-legged seriema) is the source of this 607-nucleotide messenger RNA. RefSeq names its product lin-7 homolog C (C. elegans) (gene LIN7C). The transcript has 4 exons. NCBI's taxonomy places the organism in Eukaryota, Metazoa, Chordata, Aves, Cariamiformes, Cariamidae. Gene Ontology annotation, biological process: protein localization to basolateral plasma membrane; neurotransmitter secretion; maintenance of epithelial cell apical/basal polarity. The record is from RefSeq and is a predicted model, not a curated record. Gene Ontology annotation, molecular function: L27 domain binding. The annotation marks the transcript as partial. Gene Ontology annotation, cellular component: synapse; MPP7-DLG1-LIN7 complex; cell-cell junction.